ACUACAAGUCUUACUUUUCUCUGCUUCCAUCACAAUCUUGAAAGACUUCAAUGGCGGAUGAGGUUGUGUUGCUAGACUACUGGAUCAGCCCAUAUGCGAUGAGGCUGAGGAUCGCUCUGGCUUUGAAAGGGAUAGAGUAUGAGCGCAAGGAAGAAGAGCUGAACAACAAGAGUCCACUUUUGUUACAGUCAAACCCGGUUCACAAGAAGGUCCCGGUUCUCAUUCACAAUGGCAAACCAAUCUGUGAGUCUGUCGUUGCGCUCCAGUACAUUGACGAGGUUUGGAACGAUAAGGCUCCGCUAUUCCCUUCGGAUCCGUACCUCAGAUCCCAAGCUAAGUUCUGGGCUGACUAUGUUGACAAGAAGAUCUCUAGUUUUGCGAGGAAGUUAUGGUCAGGCGCCAAAGGAGAAGAAAUGGAAGUAGUAAAGAAGGACUUGUUUGAUUGUCUCAGGUUGUUAGAAGGAGAGCUUGGCGAUAAGCCUUUUUUUGGGGGUGAGACUCUUGGACUUGUGGAUUUGGCACUUCUUCCUUUCGCUUCCUGGUUUUCUGUCCACGACAAAUUUGGUACCUUCAGUUUAGAGGCAGAGUGCCCUAAGAUCCCUCCUUGGGUUAAGAGGUGUUUCCAGAUGGAAAGUGUCUCCGAGUCUGUUCCAAGUCCGGAUCAGCUCUAUGACUAUGUUGUGAAGAUGAGGAACAGUAGACAAGAGUAAUGAUCCUUACUGUCUUAUUUCGGGUUCUUCAUGUUUACAAAUAAAGGGUAGUGGAAUAUUACCCGUCGAUCAUUAUAUAUAUAUUGUUAUUAUUAAGAAUCCUGUUACGUCAACUACCUAUAUGUUUUGGUA
Messenger RNA from Rosa rugosa (rugosa rose), 842 nucleotides. Its product is annotated as probable glutathione S-transferase. The record is from RefSeq and is a predicted model, not a curated record. Lineage: Eukaryota; Viridiplantae; Streptophyta; Magnoliopsida; Rosales; Rosaceae. The coding region runs from base 51 to 710 and encodes 219 amino acids. Gene Ontology annotation, biological process: glutathione metabolic process. Gene Ontology annotation, molecular function: glutathione transferase activity. Gene Ontology annotation, cellular component: cytoplasm. The transcript is spliced from 2 exons.